Molecule: messenger RNA, 1257 nt
Organism: Pochonia chlamydosporia 170
Lineage: Eukaryota; Fungi; Ascomycota; Sordariomycetes; Hypocreales; Clavicipitaceae
Product: carboxypeptidase
Exons: 5
Coding region: 1-1257 (418 amino acids)
Biological process (GO): proteolysis
Molecular function (GO): metallocarboxypeptidase activity; zinc ion binding
Source: RefSeq, a predicted model, not a curated record
AUGAAGGCACUUGUAGUUCUUUCCACUCUUGUGGCCUGCGGCUCAACCCGAGCUGUCGAAUCAAAGGUUUCGUAUGAUGGAUACAAAGUCUUUCGCGUGCCGGUUGUGGACGACGGUUCGCAUAUUCAGAGUGUCAUGGAUACACUCAAAGUCAUUUCUUGGCAGCCUCCCACGCGAAAGGGUGCUUUUGCGGAUAUCCAGGUGGCACCGAGUCAACUAGAGGCUUUCAACAAGGCCAUGCAGGGACACGAAGUCAUCACGAUGCAUGAAAACCUUGGAAACUCGAUUGCGGAAGAAGGGACAUUUCACGCCUAUGCUGCUGGUUCGGCCAACGAUACUUGGUUCAAGUCAUAUCACGGCUACAACGACCAUUUGCAGUGGCUUAAUGACCUCGGCAACAAAUAUUCCAAAAAUGCCAAAGUAGUCACCUCUGGGAACACCUUGCAAGGGAACCCCAUCACGGGACUUCAUAUCUUUGGAAGCUCAGGCGGCGGCAAAAAGCCUGCCGUUGUGUUCCACGGAACCGUUCAUGCCCGAGAGUGGAUUGCUUCCAUGGUUGUUGAGUAUAUGACCAAUGAGCUCAUCACCAAGUACGGCUCAGACAACGAUAUCACAGCUUUUGUUGACAAGUACGACUUUUACAUGUUCCCGAUAGUGAACGUUGAUGGCUUCAAGUACACCCAAUCAGGCGAUCGAAUGUGGCGCAAAAACCGCCAGACGACGUCAGGAAGCAGCUGUCUUGGCCAUGACAUUAACCGAAACUGGCCAUACCAAUGGAAUGGCCCAGGUUCAUCAACUAACCCAUGCGCAGAAGACUUCCGAGGCUCAAGUCAGGGGGAUGCGCCAGAGACAAAGGCACUGUCUGGGUUUCUGCAAAACGUAAAGAACUCUCAGGGACUGAAGCUUUACAUCGAUUAUCAUUCCUAUUCUCAGCUCUUCAUGACACCCUACGGCUACUCUUGCAAUGCGCGUGCCCCGAAUGAUGAUGAACUUCAGUCCCUUGCAAAGGGCGCCGUUGACGCCAUCUACUCAGUCCAUAGCGUGAAGUUCGACUACGGCCCAAUUUGCACAACCAUUUACCAGGCUAGUGGUAGCAGCGUCGACUAUGUUGCUGACGUUGUCAAGGGCGAUUACACAUUCACAUCUGAGUUGCGAGACACUGGCAGGUACGGAUUCGUACUACCACCAGACCAGAUUCUUCCCAGCGGUGAAGAGGCAUUUGCUGGAGUCAAGUACCUUCUUCAGAACAUGAACUAA